UGCACUAGUUAUUCCGUGGUCGUAGUCUGCGACUCCAUUUUGUUUUGUGUUUUGCUAAUUUCAAAUUUGAAAUAUUGCGGCAGUGUGUAACAGAAGACAAAAAUAAAUAAAAGAAUUACAUUUGUUGAAAACAACACAGGUUACUCAUUUUUUUAAAGUUUUACAAUGGAUUUUGAAGACGCCAAAGAGAACAUUCAACCUCUUGCCGCAGGUCGAAAUGCGAGCAUUCUUCAAGCUGCUCUUCACACCGAAUCGCAGGAGGAACUUCAACAACAAAGACGAAUUUACGAAGAUGCCAUUCAGAGUUAUACCGGUGAAGAUCCUUUAGAACCUUGGUUUGAGUAUGUUUAUUGGAUAGAACAGAGCUACCCAUCGGGUGGAAAGGAGUCUGGUCUAGAUGAAGUUCUUAUCAAGUGUUUGACAAAGUUCGAAAAGGAUCAACGAUACCAUCAAGAUAGACGAAUGAUUAAAUUAUACAUAAAAUAUAUCGACAAUCACGAGAAACCUCAGGAAUGUUAUCAAAAACUUUACCAUCAAGGAAUAGGAACUAUGGUGGCUGAUUUGUAUAUUUGCUGGGCAUACUAUUACGACUUAAUGGGUGAUUUUCGCAGCGCUGAUCAGAUCUUCCGAAAGGGACUCGAUUGUAAAGCACAACCUUUGCAGGAACUUCAAGAAGCUCAUCAACACUUCGGAUUUACGAUGUCACAAAGAAUUCUCUAUAAUGACGAUCUUUCUAAGGAGAAAUAUCAAAGUUCAAUGCAGGAGAAAAGAAGUGCUUUGAUAUCAUUGAAAUCCCAUAAAAAGAAAGUUGGCAGUAUUCGUACAGGUGCUGCUGUUAAAAGAUUUGCUCCUGGCACUGUGCAGUUAAACUCGGCUCCAGUUUCACAACAACAAAACUCAAUUCGGGUGUUUAAUGAUGGAGAAAAUCAGCCUUGUUCAAUUCCUGCAGCUGAAUUCGCUGCCGACUCAUCCGUUGUUAAAACAAUUCUUGACAACACACGCAAUCAAGAAAAUAUGAAAGAAGCAGGUCCAUGGAACAAAGCAAUUGCCAAGAAAAAGAAACUUUUCACCUCGGAACCUCGCUCCGAACUUGGAUUCGAAAUUCUAGAAGACCAAGAAGAUAAUCUCCCUAUAAAAAGAAAACCAAUCGAUCUCAAGCCAUUUAUAUAUUUAGACGGAUUUAAGUCACACAAUCAACCACAAGAAAGUUGGAUUAUUCCAGUCACAACAGAGAAUCAGUCAACUAAAGGCUCAUAUCCAUCAUACGACAAAUGUUUAAUCUACCCAAAGCCAAAUAUGGAAUUCUCUCUCGAAGAACUUGGUUGUUAUUUUUGGUGCAAAAAACAAAAUAUCCAAAACAAAUUUACAAACAAAUAUGACCUUAUCUGGAAAAAUAAUAUCCAAUCGGGAAUGAGAAUGUAUCCAAAUUUUGCUAAAAUUAAUGUUCCAGCGAUAGAUGAUAAACCAUCUGAAGAGACAGAUUUUGACCCUUAUGAAUGUUUAACAGACGGCAAAGGUAAGUUAGUGAUUGACGUAAAACUUUGCUAUCCUUCACAAUCGGGAGAGGAAUUUCAAUUCGAGGAAAUAAUACUCCAACGUUGGAAAAACGGAAGUAGGAAAUUCAAAUAUGAUUGCAAUGAAACUAUUGCCAUUACCCAAGAAAUGGAAGAGACAAUGUGUUUCCCGACAGAUGGAGUUAGGAGAAAGAGCUUCUUUCCAUCUAGAAAUUCAAUAUUUCCCGUGCAACAUACCAGAAUCGAAACAGCUCAGUUGCCGGUUUUGUGCGAAAAUGAAGAAGAACUACCGGGACCCUCGAACCAACAUAAAAGUAUAUUGAAAAAGCCACUCACAGCUGAAUCCCAAGAUGUUAAUAAAGGAAUCACAUUCCAUGAAGAAAAUGUCCCACAAUUUGCUUUUAAGGCUCCUUCUUCUCCUGUCGUCGUUCUGGAACAACCCCAGACGCAACAGCAGGCAAAUAACUUCCAAAUUUUCGAAGAUGAAGAAAAUAAUUAUGAAGCCAAUGAAUCUUGUUCAACUCAGGUCUUCAAUUGUUUCAUUAAACCGCACUCGAUAAGCACGCCAAAGGCUCCGGGUAAAAGCGUUAAACUAACCAACCCAUCUGAGAGACAGCAAACACAUAGUAAUUUGCCUGAAACAGAUAAUGCUUCGGCUAAAACUGGCCAAUCUCUUCAAAUAUCUAAUCAAAACUGCCCUGCAACGUUAGCUUUAUCACCUGAAUAUGAUGCUGGCAUGACUCUUCGGGGAAAACAGCUUUCGACUAUAAUGGAAACUUCAGAGCACGCAACUGGGUCGACAGGUAGCACGAAGUUUUCCAUAAACACUCCAGAUUUCGAAGUGGAUGUACAUCAAUCAAGGUUGCCAUUAAUGGCCAAUGUAUGCACCUUGGAAACUGUUGAUGAAAACAAAUCGCUUGCGGAAAGAGACUGCAGCGGUGAAAAGCUUAUGAUAUCAAUUCGCCAGCAUAAAGACACAACUAUAGGUGGCGCAACAGCAAACCCAAAUGAAAUUUCUCGACUUGAACAACCAGAAGACACUGUACCGACUAUGCCGGCUGUGAGAGUUUUCGAAGAUAAAACCGAAACAGUUCCAAAGAUAUUGAUCACGAAAUUGAGAACCUUUCCCGAUGUUAUUGAAGAAAAAGGUGAAAAAUCGGUUAACGUAAGCGUCAAAUCAGUAAACUAUGGACACAAUAACGAAAAGAAGACUAUUUCUUCGUCUAGAAAUCAUCAGAACUUUGCUUGUGGCGAAGACAUGAGUUUCUUUGACAAGCCAUCAAAUUUGGAACUAUCUCUCUCCAAAAAAAAUAUUAAUACCCCAGCUUCUCCAUCGCCAGCUGCUGUUCUGCAUAAUUCGAUUUUCACAUCUUCGGCAUUUAUGAAAUUUCAAGACUCUCCAGAGCAUUCGAUGUUGAAGUUGAAUAAUUCCCCUGAGCGGAUAGUCAGGCGACUGUCAGAUGUUAAAACAAAUACUGAUGAAAAUGGUGUGAAGAAUAGAACCUUAGACUCAUUGUUUUUGCCAAAUAUGUCGGCGAUUGGUUGUGAAAAACAGUCGAAGCGAAAGAACGCAAUGGAAAACUCAUUUUUGCCAGGAUUUGCCAAUGAAACCUCACUUCGUUUGUCUCCAGAAAAAUACAAACAACCGACAAAGGAUUCUUUUCUUUCGGGUUUUCCAAGUGUUGCUAUUGGUGAGCAUAAACCUCAAGAAGACUCCUUUGUUGCUUACCUAUCCAAAAAUAGAAAUAAUGAAACGAAAAACAAGGAUAAGCCAAAGGUUAACGUCCAUUGCGAUAGCGACAGUCUCUUAGCUAGCUUUAGGACUAAUGAGGGUCCAUUUAAACCAAAAGACAACAGCGCCGACGAUAAAGAAAACAUAGAAAAAUCAUUUUUGCUAACUUUAUCACCAGAUCUAUACAAAAAUUCCAUGUUCAAAAUUCCUACCGCUAUCGAAGAUCGUUCAUUGGUCCAGAAAAAUAUUUCUUUUCUUCCCAACCUAUCAACCACGGGUGCCUUAUCAAAAUUUCAAAUACACGAAGACACUGACAAAAGCGGGUUAUCGAAUAAGAUAUCGCUUCUGGGUUUAGAGGAUCAUCAAGUAAAACCGAGCCACAAUACAAGUUCAGAAAAACAAAACAAGUUCCAUGCAAAUUAUUCAUCGCCUCAACUCAAGAGCCUGAGUUCAAUCGAGAAUGCAAACUCAAAGACAAAAGCUGAACUCGAAUUUCCCCUGGCGAAGAAUUCUAGUGGUCAAUCUCAAUUUAAGACCGAUUGUUUCUUCGAAGAUAAUAUCAGGACAGAGGCUUUCGCAGUGAACCUGAGUAUGAUCAAGAACUCUACUUUGCUGCCGAAUUAUGACUUUCAUCAAUCUCAGAUAAAAAAUGAAUCGAUUAAUAUAGUUGAUAAUCUUAGUGGCCCAUCCAUGCCCUCGUCGUCUGUUCCUGAAGACUUUAUUCGGCCACAUGCAAGUUCCUCGAUGCCUUCUGGAAGUGCCGCCCAUCAUCAAACACACAAAGUUCCAAGCUCAGCGGAAUGCAUUGAAAUCCAAACAUCAGAUGAAGAGCCUGAUGUUUUCGGAAAAAGUAUUUACCAUACAAAAACACCCAAAACUCCACAGAUGGCUCGGCACGCCUGGACAACAGAGCAGGAAGAUGACACUUCUGAUGAGAAUAGUAAUAACUUUGUUCAUCAUGUGGCUGAUUUGGACCAAACUCAACAUGUUAUUGAUAAUAUUUGCGAGUCCAAAAAUGUUAAUCCAUUCAAUAAAGAAUUGAUCGAUGCAUUCCUAAGUCAAGUCGAGAUAAUAUCGUUUGUCAAAACAUUACCCACUUGCAAAUUAGUGCGCAAGGUUCCACCUCUAAAGAGAGACUCACAAAUUGAGUUGAAUGGAAGAGUCUUUAAUGUCAAUAAGCUUAUUGGAGAGGGGACUUUUGGGUCCGUUUAUAGUGCCAAGGAAUCUCAUAGUGGAAAAAUGUUUGCUUUGAAACAAGAGCGCCCAGCAAACUUAUGGGAAUAUUAUAUCUGUUUAGAAAUCCAAAGUCGACUACAUAGUAACGAAAUGAUGUCUGGCUUUAUGAAUGUCGAAUACGCACUUAUUGGUAAUAAUGCAAGCGUUUUGAUUUCAAAAUUUUCCCGCUACGGAUCACUUAUUACAGUUUGUAAUAAAAUCAAAAAAGAGACUUUGAAAAAUGUUGAUGAAUACGUUGUGAUGCAUAUGGCUAGCCAAUUACUACUUAUAAUGGAUCAUCUGCAUGCGUCGAACAUAAUUCACGCGGAUGUUAAGCCUGAUAACUUUGUGCUAAUGGACAAAUUAGUUUUCGGUAAAAAACAACCCGCAAUUCAGCUUAUAGACUUUGGAAAUUCGAUUGACAUGAAUUUGUUUCCGCCAGGACAAACAUUCACGUACAUCCAUGAAAAUGAGAGCUUUAAGUGCGUCGAAAUGUGCGAGAAACGUCCGUGGACAUAUCAAUUAGAUUUAUUUGGAUUAGCUGGUGUUAUACAUGUGUUGUUGUUUGGAAAAUAUAUGGACCUCAUAAAAAAGCCCACUGGAUGGACACAUCGAACACAUGUACCAAGAUAUCUUAACAAAACACUUUGGGAUGUAAUAUUUCAUAGUCUGUUGAAUAUUAAUAACUGCCAGACAAUGCCAAAUUUACAACAUUUGCGAGCACAACUAGAAGAGGAAUUGGCUGAAAAUGAUAAAUUAGUGUGUCAAAAGAUAAUUGAAUUUAAUCGUGCCCUAGAUUUAUAAGUACUUCACAUAACAGUUAGAUUUGUUCUAGUUUUACAUACAGUUUUAUUAUUUGUGCGUCAAUAGUAUGUUUUGUUAUAUUUAUUGUAUCAUCGUAAUCAUAAAUAAACUUUUUUACUCGCUUUCAGAAACGUCGUUCGAGUGGAUGUGUGCAGAA
Messenger RNA from Eupeodes corollae, 5422 nucleotides. RefSeq lists its product as uncharacterized. The transcript has 6 exons. Gene Ontology annotation, biological process: protein phosphorylation; mitotic spindle assembly checkpoint signaling; meiotic sister chromatid cohesion, centromeric. Bases 166 to 5265 code for a protein of 1699 amino acids. Gene Ontology annotation, molecular function: ATP binding; protein kinase activity. Lineage: Eukaryota; Metazoa; Arthropoda; Insecta; Diptera; Syrphidae. The record is from RefSeq and is a predicted model, not a curated record.